AUGUGCAAUAUGUGCAGCUUGCUGACGUCAAGUUUGAGGUCAUGGGUAGCUCUUCUUGGCUACCUUAUAGUAGAAGCAACUGCAUACCCUGUGCAAGGGUGGCCUAUGUAUCCACAAACAGCCAGAGAAUACCAGGACGAUGAUUACUACUACGCGCCUAAAGUACAAUACUAUUACGAUGCACCAGCAAUGACCGUCCCUGAUAUUUACGGACAAGUCCCUUACUCGUACUAUUACGACCCAUAUGCGCACUUUGCCAACGAAGCACCUGAGAGGCAAGACGAAAGACUCGCCGCUUUGCCAAUAGGACAGGAAACGUGGUUCGAAAGCGACAACUCUCCCCGUUGGCGAUCUAACAACGACAUGGACGAUGUUAACGCUGCCUUCCUAGACAACCUGAUUCUAACUCAAAUGGCGCAAGAUGCUCAAAGGCGCCGUGAGAACGCUAGAGCAGCCUUCUCUAACGUCGACUACGAAGACAAAGACGACAACGAAGACGAAGACGUCAGGGAGCUAAAAGCUUUGGCGGGUAAACCACUUUAUCACGUGCCAAAAACGGUUCCAAGAUAUCCCGAUGACGACGAAUACCCAUCUGAUGACGGAUUUAUAAACUGGAAUGGGAACAAAAGGGCCGUCACCACGAGCAGACCUCCACCUACGCAGGAAUCGAACGUCGGUGAGAAGGAAGUGGCCGUACCUCGUCCAGCCAAGAUCCCUAACGCACGGAGCCACCAAUCGAAACAUGACAAACGAAGCUCACCUUACUACGAAGCCAUUGCACAAUUGUUAGAUAACAAGUCUCAUAAACCGAUGCCGGGGCGAAGAAUCGAAAAGCGUUUUGUGGCGGGUGACUCCGAUCUCGUUCUAGAACUAAAAGGCCUAAAGCAUCGCAUUGCCACU
This is a messenger RNA of Iphiclides podalirius (scarce swallowtail), 900 nucleotides long. The record is from the annotation of a GenBank genome assembly. NCBI's taxonomy places the organism in Eukaryota, Metazoa, Arthropoda, Insecta, Lepidoptera, Papilionidae.